AUUCUUUUCCGGAUUCAUGUCGCAGGAAAAGGGUCAACCAUUGCCUAAGUUUGGUGAGUGGGACGUCAAUGACCCAGCUUCAGCAGAGGGGUUUACAGUAAUCUUCAACAAGGCCCGAAAUGAGAAGAAAACAGGUGGCAAUCCAGACUCACCUUCAAAGGCUGAUUCCAAUAUAAAGCAAGCAGCAGACCCGUGCAAACCUCAAGCUAAAAAAUGGUUUUGCUGCAUGCAAAGCCCCCAUGCAGAAGCUUGACAAGGUUAUCUGCCCGAGUUGAAUAUAGGAUGCAUAUUCAUAACGAACUCCAGAACUCCUGUUGGGUUGGCGCGCUGGUUAUAGAGGAACUGCUUUAAGUCCUUUUUGUCCUGUAAUCUUGUGUUGGUGGGAAGAAUAUGAAAAACGACAUGUUUGAUGUACCUAUGUGAUGUAUUUUGUACUUUACAUUUAAAAGACAAUUUUUUCGAUUGCUUUCAUAUACGUGUGGUUUGUAGAGCGCAUCUCAACUAUAAAUUUUAUAAUUAUUUUAUUAGUCA
This is a messenger RNA of Lycium ferocissimum, 531 nucleotides long. RefSeq names its product protein NOI4-like. The coding region runs from base 17 to 253 and encodes 78 amino acids. The transcript is spliced from 4 exons. The record is from RefSeq and is a predicted model, not a curated record. NCBI's taxonomy places the organism in Eukaryota, Viridiplantae, Streptophyta, Magnoliopsida, Solanales, Solanaceae.